Messenger RNA from Penicillium maclennaniae, 594 nucleotides. Its product is annotated as zinc finger HIT domain-containing protein. Gene Ontology annotation, cellular component: nucleus; pre-snoRNP complex. Gene Ontology annotation, biological process: snoRNA localization; maturation of LSU-rRNA from tricistronic rRNA transcript (SSU-rRNA, 5.8S rRNA, LSU-rRNA); box C/D snoRNP assembly. Bases 1 to 594 code for a protein of 197 amino acids. The transcript is spliced from 2 exons. The record is from RefSeq and is a predicted model, not a curated record. Lineage: Eukaryota; Fungi; Ascomycota; Eurotiomycetes; Eurotiales; Aspergillaceae.
AUGGCCGGCUCCUGUGAAGUGUGUUCUUUGGAGCCAUCCAAAUAUCGCUGUCCAACAUGCGCAGUGAUGAGCUGCUCGCUUGCAUGCACGCAGUCUCAUAAAAUCUACUGUGCCCCCAAGGCAGCUCCUGCGCAUGAAACUCCCGAUGUACCUGCGACCACCGAAACCAUUUCGCCGCUGCAGAAUGGAGAUCACACACAAGAAGCAGUGAACCACGAGACCAACCAAUACCAGAGCUUCCCUGGGUCUAUGGCUACCUUCCAAGACCUCAAAGAGCUGCUCCUCCGCCACCCUCAGCUCCGCGAUCAGCUGCAUGAGAUAUACCGAGGAACACAAGAAGACCAAUGGGUAGAGUGGUACACCCCUCCCACGCGAGGACGAGGUCACGGCCGAGGAGGCAGAGCUCCGACUCGCCGUAGUCGAGGCCACUGGACCGCGGAGAAAGGGUUCAAUCGCGGCUUAGGCAGGGUACGGAAACUUAGGCAGGACUGCGAAGAGGGAACGGAGACGGGCCCUAACGCAGAGGCGUUUAUGCAAUUUCUCGCCCUGGUGCACGGCCAUCAAGAACAGUUGGAACAGCAACACGCGACAUGA